This is a messenger RNA of Peniophora sp. CBMAI 1063, 627 nucleotides long. Lineage: Eukaryota; Fungi; Basidiomycota; Agaricomycetes; Russulales; Peniophoraceae. The record is from the annotation of a GenBank genome assembly.
AUGUCCAAGCAGCUCCAGUACAAGCUCGUCCUUCUCGGCGAAUCGGCUGUUGGCAAGUCCAGUCUUGUCCUACGAUUCGUCAAGGACCAGUUCGACGACUAUCGGGAAAGCACCAUCGGAGCUGCUUUCUUGACACAGACUGUCGCGCUUGACGAUGGUACCACUGUCAAGUUCGAGAUCUGGGAUACGGCUGGACAAGAACGGUACAAGUCUCUGGCGCCGAUGUACUACCGCAAUGCCAACUGCGCUGUAGUAGUGUAUGACAUCACGCAGGCUGCUUCACUGGAGAAGGCACGGAACUGGAUCCGGGAGCUGCAAAGGCAGGCAGACCCGAGCAUUGUGAUCGCGCUAUGUGGGAACAAAGCAGAUCUAGCAGCCCGCCGCCAAGUCAGUCAGGAGGAGGCGCAGAAGUACGCGGACGAGGAAGGCCUCAUGUGGACCGAGACGAGUGCCAAAACCGGCGAGGGCGUUGCGGACAUCUUUACAGCCAUUGCGAAGAAAUUGCCAACUCUUUCCCCUCCCGCGGCAAGAGGAGCCGCUGCGCGUACUGGGCCGGCAGGGGGCCGUGCUGGCGUCGAUCUCAACUCGAAGACAACCACGCCCUCCGGCGAGCAGUGCAACUGUUAG